CUUCCUCCCCAAAUCCCACACCAAAACUCUCACUCUCUCUCUCUCUCUCUCUCUCUCUCUCUCUCUCACACACAUCCGACACCAUCUUCCACAAGUCUCUGCUCAUCUUACACGGUGUGUUUGAAUUCCAGAUAGAGGAAGCAGAUAUAGAUGGCACAUUUGCUUUCAACUUCGUAUUCUGUAAAAUUUACCUCUGGAUGCAAACCCUACGCAAAGCCAUUGAUCCAAGACUCGGCCUUAUUUCCCAAGUCUGUUACGUUUCAGACAUCCAAAGCCCCAUUUACAAGGCUCCUCUUGCAAGGGGAGAGGUCAAGAAGUAACUGCACAGUUCCUGCCGCCACACUCUCUGCAAAUCGCGAAGCACCAAAUGAACCGAGUCAGGGGAUGCACCAGAGUUCUGGUGAGCCAACCAAAUCGAAGAGGGUCAUGGUCAUUGGUGGAGAUGGCUACUGUGGUUGGGCCACUGCCCUUCACCUGUCCAAGAAAGGUUAUGAGGUUGCCAUUGUUGACAGCCUUGUUCGUCGUCUAUUUGACCAACAGCUUGGUAUCGAUUCCUUGACUCCAAUCUCCUCCAUCCAUGAUCGUCUCCGUUGUUGGAAGGCUCUCACGGGAAAAUCUAUUGAACUCUACAUUGGUGAUAUUUGUGACUUUGAGUUCUUAACAGAUGCCUUCAAGUCAUUUGAGCCUGAGGCUGUUGUUCAUUUUGGGGAGCAGCGGUCAGCUCCUUAUUCCAUGAUUGAUCGCUCAAGAGCAGUAUAUACACAGAAUAACAACGUGAUUGGAACCCUGAAUGUGCUAUUUGCUAUAAAGGAGUUUGGAGAGCAGUGUCAUCUGGUCAAGCUUGGGACCAUGGGAGAAUACGGAACUCCAAAUAUUGACAUCGAGGAGGGUUACAUAACAAUUACUCAUAAUGGAAGGACAGAUACUUUGCCUUACCCCAAGCAAGCAAGCUCUUUCUACCAUUUGAGUAAGGUGCAUGAUUCAAACAACAUAGCCUUUACUUGCAAAGCUUGGGGGAUCAGAGCCACAGACCUCAAUCAAGGAGUAGUAUAUGGUGUGAGAACAGAUGAAACUGAGAUGCAUGAAGAGCUAAUUAACCGGUUGGACUAUGACGGAGUGUUUGGAACUGCAUUAAAUAGGUUCUGUGUUCAGGCUGCUGUUGGUCAUCCGCUUACUGUGUAUGGCAAAGGUGGCCAGACCAGGGGAUAUCUUGACAUACGAGAUACAGUCCAAUGCGUUGAGAUUGCCAUUGCAAACCCAGCACUGCCUGGUGAGUUUCGGGUCUUCAAUCAAUUUACUGAGCAGUUUUCUGUCAAUGAACUCGCUGCGCUGGUUACAAAAGCUGGGGAGAAGCUGGGACUUGAUGUGCAGACCACAUCAGUGCCAAACCCAAGAGUUGAAGCAGAGGAGCAUUACUACAAUGCCAAGCACACAAAACUUAUUGAGUUGGGACUUAAACCCCACCUUCUUUCCGACUCUCUUUUGGAUUCGUUACUCAAUUUUGCUGUUAGAUAUGAGGAUCGUGUUGACAAAAAGCAGAUUAUGCCCAGUGUUUCUUGGAGGAAAAUUGGGGCCAAGCCGAAAACUGUUGCUGCAUAGUUAAAGGGUAGAUGUCAUAUAGCUGUAUACGUAUGUUAAGGAUAUUGUUGAUCUUUGAAUUAUCUAUCUUCUCAGUUGGUAGCAAGUUUGCAACUUCUAUCAUCUCAUAAACUGUGUGCGGUCAGUGAUUGCUCAGUUGCAAUCUAGGAAAUAGUUAAUUUUCUGAGGCCAAUCGUAAUCUUGCAGAUUUGCAAGAAUUAUUAUCAUUAGAAUCAUCAUCUUCACUUCAGUAAGAUUUAAGAUUAUUUAUUACUCGA
Messenger RNA from Argentina anserina (silverweed cinquefoil), 1856 nucleotides. Its product is annotated as UDP-sulfoquinovose synthase, chloroplastic. Bases 151 to 1599 code for a protein of 482 amino acids. The transcript is spliced from 3 exons. Lineage: Eukaryota; Viridiplantae; Streptophyta; Magnoliopsida; Rosales; Rosaceae. Gene Ontology annotation, molecular function: UDPsulfoquinovose synthase activity. The record is from RefSeq and is a predicted model, not a curated record. Gene Ontology annotation, biological process: glycolipid biosynthetic process; sulfolipid biosynthetic process.